GCGGGACGCAGCCGGGCGACCGAGGCCAGACGGCACGUUCGGGCGGGACGGCGGCCGCCGCGCACUCGGGCUCGGCUUCGCUGCGCGCCCAGAAGAUGAAUCCGGCCUCGGCGCCCCCUCCGCUCCCGCCGCCCGGGCAGCAAGUGAUCCACGUCACGCAGGACCUCGACACGGACCUCAAAGCCCUCUUCAACUCUGUCAUGAACCCCAAGCCCAGCUCGUGGCGGAAGAAGAUCCUGCCCGAGUCCUUCUUCAAGGAGCCGGAUUCGGGCUCGCACUCGCGCCAGUCCAGCACCGACUCGUCGGGCGGCCACCCGGGGCCCCGGCUGGCCGGCGGCGCCCAGCACGUCCGCUCCCACUCGUCGCCCGCGUCCCUGCAGCUGGGCACCGGUGCGGCCGCCGCGGGCAGCCCCGCGCAGCCCCACGUACACCUCUGCCAGCGCUCCUACGACCUGACCGACGAGCCGCCGCUGCCCCCGGGCUGGGAGAUGGCCUACACGGCCACUGGCCAGAAGUACUUCCUCAAUCACAUAGAAAAAAUCACCACAUGGCAAGACCCUAGGAAGGCGAUGAAUCAGCCCCUGAAUCACAUGAACCUGCACGCUGCCGUCACUUCCACGCCAGUGCCCCAGAGGUCCAUGGCAGUGGCCCAGCCAAGUCUCGUGAUGAAUCACCAGCACCAGCAGCAGAUGACCCCUAGUACCCUCAGCCAGCAGAACCGCCCUGCUCAGAACCCACCGGCGGGGCUCAUGAGCAUGCCCAGCGCGCUGACCACUCAGCAGCAGCAGCAGCAGAAACUGCAGCUUCAGAGGAUCCAGAUGGAAAGAGAGAGGAUUCGGAUGCGCCAGGAGGAGCUCAUGAGGCAGGAGGCUGCUCUCUGCAGACAGCUGCCCAUGGAAGCUGACACUCUGGCCGCGGUCCAGGCUGCAGUCAACCCACCCGCCAUGACUCCAGACAUGAGAUCCGUCACGAAUAAUAGCUCAGAUCCUUUCCUCAAUGGAGGGCCGUACCACUCGAGGGAGCAGAGCACCGACAGCGGCCUGGGGUUAGGGUGCUACAGCGUCCCCACCACUCCAGAGGACUUCCUCAGCAAUGUGGAGGAGAUGGACACAGGAGAAAAUGCAGGGCAGAUGCCUGUGAACAUCAAUCCCCAGCAGACCCGUUUCCCCGAUUUCCUUGACUGUCUUCCGGGAACAAACGUUGACCUGGGAACGUUGGAAUCUGAAGACCUGAUCCCCCUCUUCAAUGAUGUGGAGUCCGCUCUGAACAAAAGCGAGCCUUUUCUGACCUGGCUGUAAUCACUGCCAUUGUAAUGUGGAUGCAGCUGGGACCCGACAUUUCCUGGGCCUCUUGGGAAAAGCCACGGAGCGGAGCAAGUCUGCAGGUGCACCCCUUUCUGCCUCCACAACUCAUGCUCCCUCCUUUCCUUGAGGCCAGUCUAAUCAUUGCCUGGUUUGGAUUGGCACUCACUGAAGUUAAAACAGAAUUACGUAUUCCAUUUUCAUUUUCUGCAAGCCUGCGUUCCUGUGACAGAAUACGCAGGGUGGUGUGUGCAGAAUCCAUUAUGCAGAGUUGCUUCUCUCUCUCUCUCUCUCUCUUUUUACUUUCUACUCUCCCAUGGCUAAGCUUUAUGGGGGUUAGGUGAAAUUUGUACAUCAAUUGAGUACCAACCAUAAAAAGCUGACCACAGGCAGUGAAUUCUGACGGGUACCUUGGUCCAGGAAAUGUGCACAAAAUUAAACCUAAUUUACAGUUUCAAAAACUGUAUUGAUGAUAGCAGAUCCGAAUGCUUUAAAAAAUGUAUUUAACUUGAGCUUUAAAAAAAAAAAAUCAUGAUAUGGCUGGUAAGAUUCUGCUAUAUGGUCUACAGUGUAGUUUGGAACCCAUGCUGGCUCUGAUGGCUCUUAUUUUCAAAAGCACACCCAGGCCUGGUUUCUCCAUUAUUUUACUGUGUGGCAUGCAGAUGGCAUGGGCCUUGCAGUGGGAGGCUCCCAGCCAUAUGAGUGACAGCCUUACACCUGUGAGCUUGUGAAAGAGACCAGCUUGGUACUGCUUCUGAACGUGUAUGGAACAAAACUUUGCUUUUAAAUUGCAACUUGGACUUUUACUUUCAAAUUGCAGCUUAGGAUGUGGUGUUUAUUUUAUAAAGCGUUGUGAUUUUUUCACCGAGGGCAAAGGCAGUCAAAUGUUUUUUGAUGGAUCAGCGGCAACUGUCUUUUUGUCUUUGAAACUAUGCUGAAAACAUCAGGCCAGCACAAAUUUCAGCCUGAUGAACACCGUACAAGCUGUUGCUAUCUCAAUUCUGAAGCCUUGUCAGUUUUGCUUUUGAGAUGUCAAGGGUUUAAAAUAAUCCUAUCUAUGAAACUGUGUGAAGGAUGAAGCAGAUCUCCAAGGCCUAUGGUGGAGACGCAUGUUUCUGAAUUCAGCAGAAUUGAUUUCUAAGUGUAUUAUCCUAAUCCUGUUUGCUACAGUUGGUAUAAAAAGGCAUGAAAUAUGUAUUCAAUACCUCUUAUGUAACCAAAAACCUUGUUUAUUAGCUUUGAAGGACUGAGAGAGUGUCGUGUUCACCUGGCACGCAGUCUGCUUGCAUUGCCGAUGAAGUCCUGAACUGUUUAAUAUUUUGAACUGACAUUAUUUAUAAUCUAUGAAUUUACUCUCUUGUUGGAAAGUCAUUAAUAAUUCAGGUCUCUAAGAGGACCCUUUCAGUUCCCACAGGGGGCUUCUUUGGUGGGGAUCUUAUCUGAGGUCCUUUCGGAUCGACGGGAGUAUAGAGGUCUGCAGGAUGCAUUUGAUCUGGUUGGAAAGAAAGCAAGUGCAAAGAUCGGAGAUGCUGUGGGGCAGGUGUGGGCUGUAGUGAGAAAGUGCCUGUUGGGACAAGGAAAUAGACACGUUAUGGGACCCCUAAAGCAAGACGGGCAGGAGGUGUGAGAGGCGCCCCAAAAGGACAAAGCAGCAAUUUUCUCCUACAACCUUGAUACCCAAAGGAGUCUGUUGUAGGAGAAAAGAAGGCUUUGGUGCACUUUAUGUGGGAAGCAGAGGCGCAGGGCUUGUGCUGGGCGCCCUGUCCAUGCUGAACGUGCAGGCGGAUAAGAGCGUGAACCCCUGUGGCUUUGACACCAUGGAGUGAUUUCCUUUACCCGAAGGACCCAUGGGUUCUGUUCCCCCUGUCCUUUCCCUCUGUGUCCUCUGAGCACUCAGAGACGUGGGGUGAUGUUUAUCUUGCUACUAAAUUGAAAGGGAGCCCUAUUUCUUUUUCUCUUUUGUUAGCAACAAUUGCAAAAAGAGUUGUACAUUCUUUCUAAGAAAAAAAAUAAAUAAAACAAGGGACCUAAUAAAACUCAGCAGUGUUACUGUAUUUUUAAAAAAUAUUUUUAUAGACUCAUUUUCAGGUUUUUAAAUAUAAAAGAAAUAGAUACCCCUCUCUUUUUUUUUUUAAGUAGUUGAAUCAUUGAUGAUUUGUAUUACCAAUUCUUAGAAGUAAUUUUCUAGUAAGCUUGUGGCAUUAGAAAAUACUAGAAUUUUUGUAGCAAAAUUAGUUGGAACAUUUAUUAAUAAAUAUAUUAAAUAUUUUUCCAGAAUAAAAUACAGACCCUGACUAUGUGUUUACUAAUAGAUGAAGCCAGAUAUAAUUUUGUUGUUGUUGUUGUUGUUGUUUUUAGGGCCAUAAAAUAUGGCCUUUGUUAAAGAACACUAAAGCUAGAAACAUAAAGUAAGAGCAAGUUUUUAAUGGCUAUUGCCUAUUAUUGUAAGUGUUAAAAACCCUUGCAGAAUUCACAAUAAGGUGCUAAUUUAUACUAUAUUUCUUAUCAAACAACUGCCAGCCUAGCUAGUCUUCUUAUUCCCCAAUCAAUCAAUUUCACCCCAAAAUUUUGGCACAGAAAAGGCAUCUUCAAAAGUGAAAUUGAAAAAUAACUUCCGAGAUCUUUCAAGGUAUCCUUUUCCUGAUACAUUUUGUUAAAGACAUUGUCAAAAGCGGGUUGUCAUCCUGUGACCUAAGCCACCGUUAGACAGUGCUUCACCAUAAUGUUUAGGACGUGAGUGUCCUUCCUUUCAUUUCCACGCCUUGGGGAGCACGCAGAGCAGUAUGGGUGGGGUGCUGUCGCCUCCAGCUGGCAGAACAGCUCUCUGUGGAAGGUGGUGUGGAGUGAGAGCAGGGUCGCUCUUCCAAGUUGUGUUCUCAAGACAUAAUCCUCAUUAGAAAGUGACUUAGGAAGGGACAACUUUUAUGUAAAAAAAAAAAAAAAUCAAUAAGUUGUUAAAAGAUAAAAGGAAAUUGUAGAUUCACUGGGAAAAUGGGCGAUUGACAGAGACCGUUUCCCUAACCCACUACAUCAUUUAUGUGCUAGUACUUUAACUUUUUUAAAAAAUUGACUUCUGCAUUUUGUAAUAUGACAUACGUGUGUGUAUUUUUAAUUUAGAAUGUUAUGCAUACAGAAGUAUGCAACUGAAUCAAUCAGAUCAAACCAUUUUACCUGGUGUUUGGUACUGGUUUUUACUCCUCUGAUUCUGUAUAAGAAAAAUAAAUACAAUUGAAUUUCCACUUGGA
Messenger RNA from Lepus europaeus (European hare), 4546 nucleotides. RefSeq names its product WW domain containing transcription regulator 1 (gene WWTR1). The transcript has 7 exons. The coding region runs from base 96 to 1298 and encodes 400 amino acids. The record is from RefSeq and is a predicted model, not a curated record. NCBI's taxonomy places the organism in Eukaryota, Metazoa, Chordata, Mammalia, Lagomorpha, Leporidae. Gene Ontology annotation, molecular function: transcription coactivator activity; transcription corepressor activity; protein binding. Gene Ontology annotation, cellular component: nucleus; cytoplasm. Gene Ontology annotation, biological process: hippo signaling; positive regulation of transcription by RNA polymerase II.